This is a messenger RNA of Ostrea edulis (European flat oyster), 3278 nucleotides long. RefSeq lists its product as uncharacterized. The record is from RefSeq and is a predicted model, not a curated record. Bases 95 to 652 code for a protein of 185 amino acids. The transcript is spliced from 5 exons. Gene Ontology annotation, cellular component: sarcoglycan complex. Lineage: Eukaryota; Metazoa; Mollusca; Bivalvia; Ostreida; Ostreidae.
AAUCGUUUCCGAUAAGAGCAAAAACAGAGAUUUUAUUUUUCAGAUUCACCACACAGUGAAAUAUUUGAUAAAGAUAUGGGAGGAACGUAACCAGAUGCAGCAGAGCAAAAUGGAUUACAACUUCCACCCCCCUCCAUGUUCUGAGGGCAGGUGCAGGGACCUGACGAAUGAUUUUAUUUUUAUCGUCCUUGUCCCGGUUGUUUUGGUCUUGGUUGUUGCUGUCAUUCUCGCCGUAUUGCUGCUUCGGAAAAAGUCUGAAAGAGUAGAAUGUUCAGAAGAAAAUGGUGUUCAACUGGCACGGUACAACUCAAUUCGCCGAGCGUCACAGAACAUCAGGGAGCUGUCCAAUCACAGGGACUCCAUGCUCUCGACAAGCAGAAGUGGUUCUAUGUCGUUUAUGGAGACAGAGAGGCCCCAGAGAGGAAUUCGGCCAUCAAGAAACUCGGCCUACUCUGCGCCCUCUACCCUCCAGAGGGAAAGAAGACAGACAUCCUCUGAUGAAAGAAUGACUUUUCCUCCCACCUAUACAGAACUGUUCUCAACCUCUGUACACCCUCCCCGAGAAAAUCAGACUGAUCGAUCUAGUCUUCAAGUUCCUGUGGUGUAUUAUCAACCUAAUAUAGAAGAAAGGGUCCUCAUCCAGACCCCAUAGACGAAGAAUCUCUUGGAUCCCCCCCCCCCCCCCCCAAAAAAAAACAGUUACAGAGACAUGAAGAUUCAUGUUUUUUAAUUGACGAGUUCAGUAAUUUUGUGACAAUGAAUGCCACACCAACAGAGCAGUUUUACUCUAGAAAAAUGUAAUAAGAAUCACAAUUUGAUUGCCUGUAGACCGAGGCUGAAUAUUCCCUGUGGUUUGUAAUACUUUGAUUUAUAACUUUUACAUAAAAUAUUGGGGAACACAGGCCAGGAGCUUACUGUGGAUGUAAAUGCUUUUUCUGUCGCCAAAUAACAUGUGCAGUAUUAAAAGUAGGAUAUUUCUUCUCUUUUCAUAAUGGUGCUCUUAUGUUGAAAUACUCAGUACUUUUACAAUAUUUUUGAUUUGUAUGAUAUUUACAUGAAUAUUUUUGACACUUAUGAUGACAUAUGAAGGUUAUUCCAAUUGUGAUGUCAUAGUAACAGUGGCAUUGUUGAUCAUUGCUCUCAUUCUGAAGUUACUCUGUCUUUUUUAAAACAUGAUUUGAAAAAUAUAUUUGUAUGGCCAGUAUGGGUCUCAUUCUUAUCUAACCUUUCACACUCGAAUCUUUCACAUCUGUCGAUUCCGUAGCAACCCUCUUUUGCUCUCUUACAGAUGCUGGUACCCGCUGCUGUGGCGACUCUGUCACUCUCUUACAGAUACUGGUACCCGCUGCUGUGGUGACUCUCUGUCACGUACUCUAUUACAGAUGCUGGUACCCGCUGCUGUGGCAACUCUCUGUCACUCUCUUACAGAUGCUGGUACCCGCUGCUGUGGUGACUCUGUUGCUCUCUAACAGAUGCUGGUACCCACUGCUGUGGCGACUCUGUCGCUCUCUUACAGAUGCUGGUACCCGCUGCUGUGGUGACUCUCUGUCGCUCUCUUACAGAUGCUGGUACCUGCUGCUGUGGCGACUCUGUCGCUCUCUUACAGAUACUGGUACCCGCUGCUGUGGCGACUCUCUGUCACUCUCUUACAGGUGCUGGUACCCGCUGUUUGCAGGUGUCCUGUUCGCUCUCUAUCACUUGAAGUCUGGAUAUUUCAUUUCCUUCAACUCUUAAUGAUAAAUUUGUGCAAUUCUACCCUGUAUUUUAUUAUUAGAUAUACUGGAUUCUCGAACUAGCAAGAAAUUAACUUUGUGUUGGUUAUGAUGAAAGAACUGUAAUGAAUUAAUACGGAAUAUAGCAAUGCCCAGCUUCAACAGUUUUACAACAAACAACACAACUCUAUUUACAGAAUUUUAACCAUGCAUACACAUGCAUUUAGUAAUGACAAUUACUUUUGGACCAACCUUCAUAUGCUUGCUUUACAUUAACUGUGCCAAACUAAUAUAAAAAUUUAAAGCAUUAUAAGUGUUUUCACAGUCUAAGACGAGUACAACACAGUUUACCAUUGUUGUACUUAAAUCAUUUGUUAAGGACGAAGGAUUAAAGUACAGUUACAUGCCAUUUCAGUUUACAAGAAGAAAAAACACUUGAAAUAAUUUUCUUCCAUCAUCUUUUCUUGUCCAGUUUUUGCUUAAAUUUUCACCAUUACAGCCUGAAAUGUUAGCAGUUUCUGACAAAAUACUGAUUUGAUUAUCUGAUUGCAGACAUCUGACAAAUUGAUCUUUUACAAUUGAAUAGAAAGUACUUUUGUAUAAUGUUGUAAAUUUUAGUUUAUUUGGGUGAGUACGUAAACAUAUCAUUUCUCGACAGUCAGUAUGCCAAAAUACUGUUGACAUUUCUAAGGUUAAUGAUCAGAAUUUUAAAUGAAAAUGAAUCAAGUACCACUACAGAAAUUAUUUGUUUUUUGAAAAAAAAAAGUUUAUUUCUGAGAUAAAUGACAUGGAAGAAUGCAUUUAUUGUGGUCUCUGAUCUGGCACUGUACAGGUGUGUAUUACAUGUAUAUCAUAGCUUAAUUCUAUAUUUAACUGUGUUAAUGAUAGAUGCACUGCAUGAGUAUGAUUAAAUGGAGAUUAUGAAAAAGAAAUUGUGGAUUUUGAACCCAAAAUGAUGAAGUAUUUUUAUGCCUCCGCAGUCGGAGAUUUGGAUGCUUAUAGCUUUUGGUCUGUCUGUCUGUUUGUUUGCAGAAACUUUAACCAUAGGAAACUUUUGAAUGACUAUUGAUUGGGCUUUCAUAUGUCAUAUAUGUAUUCCUUGUGACAAGACCUUUUGGUACCAAAGUGUUUGACCUUGUGACCUUCACCUUGGAGUUUGACCUACUUUAGAAAACCAUAACUUUAGAAUGGUUAGUGAUAGGGCUUUCAUAUUUCUCAUUUGUAUUUCUCUUGACAAAGCCUUUCUGUAGGUAACAAUUUUUAUUACCACAUGACUUUGACCAACUUUUGAAAAUCUUUUAACCUAGGUCAUAACUUCUGAAUGGUUAGUGAUAUUAGACCUUUUAUAUUUCACAUGUGUAUUCCUUGUGAUAAGACCUUUCUUUGGGUACCACCGUACCACAAUUAUUUUGCUGCCUUAAGGGGGAGGGGGGGGGAGUAUUUCACAUUUAUCAAUUUGUCACGAGAUAUUUGCUGAUCUGUGUGGUAUGUAAUCAAAGUUAGAUUUUAUUUAUAUUUAUAGAUUUAUGUUGUGAAAUAAAUUUUUGGAAUAAAAAAUUGUGUUCA